GCCAUGCCCGGCAUCGACAAGCUCCCCAUCGAGGAGACGCUGGAAGACAGCCCCCAGACCCGGUCUUUGCUGGGAGUAUUUGAAGAAGAUGCUGCUGCCAUUUCUAAUUACAUCAAUCAGUUAUUUCAAGCCAUGCACAGAAUAUACGAUGCACAGAAUGAAUUAAGUGCAGCAACUCAUCUGACUUCAAAGCUGCUGAAGGAAUAUGAGAAACAGCGUUUUCCACUAGGGGGAGAUGAUGAAGUUAUGACUUCCACUUUACAGCAAUUUGCAAAAGUGAUAGAUGAGCUCAGCUCUUGCCAUGCAGUACUUUCAACUCAACUUGCAGAUGCAAUGAUGUUUCCUAUUACCCAGUUUAAAGAGAGGGAUCUAAAAGAGAUACUAACUCUAAAAGAAGUUUUCCAAAUUUCAAGCAAUGAUCAUGAUGCUGCCAUUACCAGAUACGGUCGGUUGUCAAAAAGAAGAGAAAAUGAAAAGAUCAAGGCUGAAGUUACAGAAGAUGUAUAUACUUCCAGGAAAAAACAGCAUCAGACUAUGAUGCAUUAUUUCUGUGCAUUAAAUACUCUUCAGUACAAAAAGAAAACUGCUAUGCUGGAACCCUUGCUAGGAUAUAUGCAAGCUCAGAUAAGUUUUUUUAAAAUGGGUUCAGAAAAUCUGACUGAGCAAUUGGAAGAAUUUUUGACCAAUAUUGGCACAAGUGUACAGAAUGUUCGCAGGGAAAUGGAGUGCGAAGUAGAAAACAUGCAACAAACUAUAGAGGACUUGGAAGUAGCUAGUGAUCCACUGUAUUUGCCAGACCCUGAUCCUACAAAAUUUCCCGUUCAUCGAAAUCUAACACGGAAAGCUGGCUAUCUCAAUGCAAGGAAUAAGACAGGGCUAGUAUCUUCUAGCUGGGAGAGACAGUUUUACUUCACUCAAGGUGGAAAUUUGAUGAGCCAGGCAAGAGGUGAUGUAGCUGGCGGACUUGUCAUGGAUAUAGACAAUUGUUCUGUAAUGGCUGUGGACUGCGAAGACAGACGGUACUGUUUUCAGAUAACAUCUUUUGAUGGUAAAAAGUCUUCAAUCCUACAGGCAGAGAGUAAAAAAGAUUAUGAAGAGUGGAUAUGCACCAUAAACAACAUAUCAAAACAGAUAUAUCUAAGUGAAAACCCUGAGGAAAUUGCUGCACGUGUAAAUCAGUCAGCUCUGGAGGCUGUUACUCCAUCUCCUUCCUUUCAGCAGAGGCAUGAGAGCAUGCGGCCAACGGUACAAUCUCGUCCUGCAGCUCGUACUAGCAGCACAGGGUCAUUGGGAUCUGAAUCAGCAGCUUUAUCAGCACUUUCCUUGGAUUCACUUGUUGCCCCUGACACUCCUAUACAAUUUGACAUAAUCUCUCCAGUUAGUGAAGAUCUGCCUGGUCAAGGAAAAUCUUCAGGGCAGUCGGGAAGACGCACAAAUCCUUUUGGUGAAUCUGGAGGCUCAAAAUCUGAAACAGAAGAUUCAAUUCUUCAUCAGUUAUUUAUUGUAAGAUUUCUUGGCUCUAUGGAGGUGAAGUCUGAUGAAAGUCCAGACGUUGUUUAUGAAACAAUGCGUCAAAUACUAGCAGCUCGCGCCAUCCAUAACAUUUUCAGGAUGACAGAAUCACAUUUACUAGUCACUUGUGACUGUUUAAAGUUAAUUGAUCCACAGACACAAGUUACAAGACUACAAUUUCCUUUGCCCAACGUAGUCUUGUACGCGACACACCAGGAGAAUAAGCGCCUUUUUGGAUUUGUGCUUAGAACUUCAGGAGGGAGAGUUGAGAGCCGCCAAACUUCUGUCUGCUAUAUAUUUGAAUCAAAUAACGAAGGGGAAAAGAUUUGUGACUCUGUUGGACUGGCAAAACAGAUAGCUUUUCAUGCAGAACUGGAUCGAAGAGCAUCAGAAAAGCAAAAAGAAAUAGAUAGAGUCAAAGAGAAACAACAAAAAGAACUGAACAAACAAAAACAAAUUGAAAAGGACUUAGAGGAGCAAAGCCGGUUGAUAGCUGCUUCCAGCAGGUCGAACCAGAGCAGUGGGGAAGGACAAUUUGUAGUCCUUAGCAGCAGCCAGUCGGAAGACAGUGAUUUAGGAGAAGAUGGAAAGAAGAAGAGAGAAUCUGAAGCCUAA
This is a messenger RNA of Phaethon lepturus (White-tailed tropicbird), 2127 nucleotides long. It is a transcript of the gene APPL1, whose product is annotated as adaptor protein, phosphotyrosine interaction, PH domain and leucine zipper containing 1. The transcript has 22 exons. Gene Ontology annotation, molecular function: identical protein binding. The record is from RefSeq and is a predicted model, not a curated record. Lineage: Eukaryota; Metazoa; Chordata; Aves; Phaethontiformes; Phaethontidae. Gene Ontology annotation, cellular component: cytoplasm; endosome membrane. Gene Ontology annotation, biological process: signaling. The coding region runs from base 4 to 2127 and encodes 707 amino acids.